CACUGUUGAAGUACCGCCGACACCACUGGAACCGCGAGUGUUUCGUUCUCCUUGGUGAACGAGACAAGAUGCCUAGAGAUAUUUGCUGAGCAUACAGGAAAUGUUAUGGUGUGCGUCCCGUGUCGGUCGGCGCUAGGCCGUCCGCCCGGUUCUUUAAAGUUGUGCCCUGACGCGGCUUUUGGUUUCCAGCCUGAUACGCUGCACCGAAUCAUGAGGACGGUGUUUUGGAAUUUAUGCGGCAUCUGAGAUAAUGAGAGGCUCCUAAAGUGACUCGUGUGUUCCGGGCUCCCAGCGAACUUAGGCGUUCCGUUGUCGUCGCUUGUUCGCAUGCGUGGGGUGAAGCAUGCUGAACUGAGUCCAUGCGGCUGUGAAAGACUGAAGAACAUAACUGGCUCCCGCAGUUUGAGAAGGAAGCACGUUAUUUUGUAUACUCGUGGCGGAGGGAGGGCUUUGCAGUCGCAAUAUCUGGAUUUAAACGCAAGUGAUGAGGUGGGACAGCUCGAAACUACGAGACAGACUCAACAGCAUUGUCAAUUGACUGAAGAUGGACCGUUUGGACCGUUUAUGUCACGAAAUAUGGCCGCCGUCGACGUAUUCUCUAGUUACACUCUAAAAAAGGAACGAGAUAUGAUGAAAACAAAGUUGAAUAGUCCCUUUCGGUAGUGAGUACCCCGCGAAAAAGACCUUGAGUCGCAGAUUAUCUAUUCGGCCUUGCGGGGAAGCCCACAAUUUCUGCAGCCGUACCGAAAAACGUCUGUCCUGAAAGAUACACCCUGACUUCCCACGGAAAUAUCACACUUGUGUAUGCAUGCUGGACUCAUGUCGAAAACCAGUGCCAGAUAGGUUUUGUAUCUAUUCUGGACGAAGUAGGCCAACUAUUAAGCAACAGAAGUGGCCUCACGCGAGGGAUCGUACAGUGAAACUACAUCACACACAAACAGAAUUUGAAUAUAAGAUCGGCAACAAAAACUCUAAUCUAAGCUCUUCUUCUUGCAUGUCAGAGAUGUACAAAUAUUCAUCAAAUCAGGCUUGGGGAAAUAAGUGGCGUCACGCAUUGCUGCGUUGUGCUGUCACACGCGGAAGGCGCAUAGGUGGGCUUUUGGCCGGAUUCGUCUGUGAAUACAAGUCCUCUCGGCUCUCAUACAAUCGAUUUUUCGUCACGAAAUGCGAAAAAAACAUUGCAUUUCUCAGUCGGCAUGAACAACUGAAUUUACCUUGUUGUGGCAACAGAGGGCACGCACUCGCUGCGUCGUUCCGGCUUUUUUUAGGUGCCGAUUUCCUUUUGAUGGCAGUGCGUGCUCUCCGCUGUCUGAAGCCUUUCUUGUAAAAGAAAUGGGCUCAAGAUGUCACAAGUAUCGAAUAAAAGACCCCCUGAAAGGCACUUUUAGAAGAAGGCUGUAGAUGUUGAGCGCUUUCCACAUGCUCGCCCGAAAGGAUAAGCAUUCCAUCCUCAUCUGCGUUUCCCUAUUCAUGGCCAAACGCCUUGUUUUUGUGUUCCGAGAGAGGGCUAAAUUUUUUAACGUUUCUUAUCCACGGGCAGAAGACUCAUCAACACACUCUUUUUUUCGUUGGUUGUCGACAGGCGAGGCAACUGCACAUGGGUGGUUGUGGCCCACAUGGGUUCUGUCUGUCGCCUCAGGAAAUUCGUAUCGAUUUCUUAUUAAUUUCUCCUCCUUUGCAAGGGCCCAUGUACCGGUUGAUGCUUUUUAUUUAGUCAAAGGUGCCUUCAACAAGCUCCCCCGAAAAGCGGAGAGGACAGCGCAUGUAAUGCAGUGAUUUCCCUUUCGCUGCUCCUCCCCAUCUUUCAUUUUCUUGCCCGGGAGGAGAAGCAUAAAAACGGCGGAAUCUGUGCGCUUUUCCUUUGGCUUUUUUACACGUGACUGAAUUCCCCAUGAAGUCAUCCAUCUAGGCCUGGACUGGUCUUGGAAACAAGGACACUGGCCUUACUUGCGAUCGAGACGGGUCAACGUUCCAUCAUUGCGCCCGUCCACAAACUUCCAUCAAAAAAUCAAACCCUGAAACCGUAUAUUUGGUUUCGAACAGAUUCACCGAUCCCUCUACGCGUGUCACGUAGAUUAAUAAAUUCUGCAUUACCGACUGUACGUGUCGAAAUAUCCAAUAGAAGUUGUGUUUGGUUGGUGGCGAUUGCCAGCGAAAGCCACGUCACAAACAUACAUGCACAUUCCCGAAACAUAUAUACUGCAGUUAAACUUCCCCUCACGUCCGAAAAUUUAUUCUCCGAUUACACGCGUAGAAUGUCUAUCCGGCCAGAAUUUCCCCUCGGAUAUGCGCGCAGCUAACGGUUGUCACUCAAGCUUGAAUCCAUAACGUCUCAGCGAACCCAACCGUCAGGUGAAAUUCAUGACCGGAGACCCAAGGUGUGGCAGUAUAAGACAUUUUCUAUAACAGGGACUUCCUGUGUCUCGUUACCGCAGUAUUUUGUGGAUAGACACCGUUCCCAUGAAAGCCAAUCUUCAAAUUGGUCGAACUCCCUGCUCUGAGGAAACAGGGGAACACAUCCGUGAGGGUCCGUACAAGGGCUGCGUUUGCUUACCUUCCUGAGAAACCGACAGAGCACCAGCGGAAACCCCGGCGUGCACAGACGUUUACAUGCGGCAAGUAUUCGAACUAUCCGGCAUCUGCAACUUCUGCUCGUGAGAUGCAGGAACCACGCGGGCGGCUUGUAAGGCACGCCGAUGCGUGCUCAAAUGUGAACGCGGGGUUUUCGCGUGGGGAAAUCUCAGCGUCCAUCCCGUUGCCGCGACAGCACGACGCAAAUGGAACGACGAUUAAGGACACGUUCUGUACCACCGGAAACACAUCCACUGCAUCUUCCAUGGAGAGAUUCACUGGAAAUCCCAAAGGCUGCCUAAGGCAGCUCUGUGCAGAAACAGGUGUGGUAACGACACGAUGUCGCUGCUGCGAGGAAGAUACCGGUAAAAAUAAAUGCUCGGCACCUUUGGUCUGCUACACACAUUCUCCUGCAGACGAGCCUACUGAAAACAACCGGAUCAGACAUUUCUCAAGUUGCCGGUCAUCUGCACCAUCUCUCUGUGGAACUUGUUCCCUUCUCUCAAUCUGUGGUUUGCUUCUUGAGACUCUGGGAGCUUCAGUUGCCUACGCGGCACUCACAGUUACGUGCAAAGCAAUGCGCCGCGAAAUCUUGUCUUCACCGCACUGGGCGACGGUGCUAGAACGCGAGGGUUUACUGGCGUGUCUACGCUUUGAACCACGUGGGAUUAUCAGUGAAAGAAGAUCCAAGGGGAAAGUGCGGAUUGCGCGGACCCCCGUGGCCGUUCUCAAGGCAGUAAGGACCGCAUCGCUAAGGACAACGGAAGGACAACUUCACCACACUGAUAAUAGACCGGAUUCUUUCUGCCGCUCCGUUGUUGAGACAAAGCCUGCGGAUGAUGGCUCCCGUCACGUGCACAAUGAGCAAAAGUCCCAGAGGCGGCGUACAGUGUCGGCCUUUGAAGGCGGAGGAUCAUCCGUUCAGCGGAUCCACUGUGUCACGUACUGCAAGAACCAGUCGUACUGAAAGCGGACACCCUGCUGUAUGUGCGACCUCUCAAUCUUCAGGAACUUGCCGCUUAGUGUCCUGUAUUCCGCAAUCUCCAAUAGCCCCUUCUUGUUAUGGUUCACCUUCUAUUGGUUCUUUCUCGAUUCCUUCUUUAGCGGCCUCCUGUCCUUGGUGUAGCCGCUCGCGAGACCCGGAACAAUCUCCUCUGUUUACACGCGUGGCUGUUCGAAGUGUCAACCUCGCGAGCGCAAAUGCAGAAGUUGACGAUGGUGUUCCAGCGUCGAUACUCCGAGAAGCAUCUCUUCUGCAAGAACUUCGCCUUCAGCUAAUUCAUGUGAGGCGCCGACAGGAUCGAGAGGAAUUGGAAAGAAAAAGGCAGCACGAGAUCACCCGAAGCGCCUACCGCUGUUCUUCGUCUAUAGCCCUUACCGCCGUGCCUCCCACGCUUCCUUCUACCUGCCCCGUCUGGCUUCCUUCCCGGUCUUCGCUUCCUCCGCGAGAGCGGCGACCCCGUUCGGAAUGGAACGUCGAUCACGACCAAGCCGAAUUUCCCUACGGGCCUCUUCACGACAAUUCGGGAGAUCCUGGGAUGGAAACUGCUGGACAAACGACGCAGCUUGGGGAUGUCUCCGCGUUGAUUCGACGACGUGCAAGAGAUGCCCAUGAAUCGAUGAACAUUGUUGAGUUUUUCGGCUGUCAAAUCGAGGGCAGUACGCUCUACAUGAUUACUGAUUUCUGUGAGAGCAACCUGCGGACAUUCUGGGAGAAGCUCUUACGCGGUCUCUCUCGUCUGCACAGCCACGGCAUUCUCCACCGCAACUUGAAGCCGGAAAAUAUCCUCAUUCGUCCUUGCACUGGAGGCAAAGAAGGCCCUGAGCCUGCGGCCACAGUUACUCGGGAAGGCAUGAGAUCAAGAUUUUCUUCGCGCACAGAUUGGCCAAUUUCCAAAACCUCAGAACCACUCACAGCGCCAGAGACAUCAUCUACACCCCGCCUAGUGCAGACGUUCAUCCGUGACGGAAACGGGGCCAAAGAACGGACGAUUCGCAAGAUCGCGAGACACAAGCGUGUUGCCGUUUCGGUUCCUUGUUCACCUGAGGAAAGAGAAGCAGCAAGUGGAGACGAGAUGGACGAGAUUCUUCCGAAUGUUGACGUUGAACUGAGUGACUUCGGAUUCAGCAGACUGCUGCAGGAAACAAGAGGCGCGUACACGCCCGAAAAUCCUAAAGACAGAGAGCGGUCGUAUCGCGAGAGCAGGCGCCUCUUUUAUCGCGCUCCAGAGCUCCUACUCAUGCGCGGCGACGGCACAGUCGAUUCUGCACCCAUGUAUUCUUUCGGAGUUGACAUUUGGUCUGUCGCAAUCAUCUUCAUGGAGCUCGCGCUUCUUCGACCCCCCUUUCGAGCAGACUCAGAGAUGAUCUAUCUGUUGCAAAUUUUCCGUCUCCUUGGCACCCCAGUGGACGCACGGACAUGGGCGGAAAUGUGCGGUUUGCCAGUUCCAGCUGAUCCUUCCGCAGAGCACCGGCCUUUUUCAAGACAAAACCCGUUUUUCCCUCGCUUGAGAGUCGAGCAUUUCCCCGUCACCCGAUCCCCGCCUCUCUACUCGGGGGUUUCUGACAUUCCACCGUCGUUCGUUGAGAGAGGUGGCCAUGAUUCUCAAGCAAAGCACCGGGCACAGACCCUCGCUGCACAGGCAGCAACCCAGACACGAGUAAAGCAGACGAAAAGACCGUCCGUUUCGACUUUGGCCCGUCCCGAAGUCUUCACCACGCGUGCCUCAGUGGCAAACGAAAGAUCGAGUUCCUCGUCUCUUGAUUCUUCUGCGUCCUCGAGCUUAGGUUUGCGCGACCGCGUUUCAGCUCCGUGCAAGACGACUCUACCCCAGCGAAAAAGUCAGAGUGCCGACGACGGGGAGGACACAGAAGAACCGCAGGAGAGGAAAAGACGAGCCAGGGAAAGAGACAGGAGAGAAGGCAGCCAAGAGGCAGAAGCGGAUCGGACGGGCUACUCAGUACAAAGGGAGUACGCGCGACAGAGUGACGAGGAAGAGACAAGAUACCGGAACGACGAAGGCGUCGACGGAGCAGUGCCCCACAGAGGGAGGGAGAGAAGACGCUCAGCGCCUACCUUUGCAAUUCAACGCAGAGAAGCAGAACGCAUUCGAAGGGACCCAGAUGCACCUGAAAUGGCAGUUUUCUCCUCCCCCGCGUACGCACAGCACAUGGCAAGGGCGCCGCGUCUGCCACCCCCCGAGGAAAGUUCUGACAGGCGCAUGUUGGCUGAGUCUCUGUUUUUUCCUAGUGAACAAACAGGACUCCAGGGCAGCAGCCUUCUCUCGCGAAGUUCAAGAGACCCACAGGAGGAAGUGACUCCAACAGAAGGCACUGAAUCUGUCGAGACCGCGGCGCUGCUGAAAGAAGCCGAAAUGUGGGUUCGAAUGCUCCCACUGUGGCCACCUGCGGACUGGGACAAAGUCAUCGAUUACUUCCACAGAGAGGAGGAAAAACGUGAAACCGAAGAAGACGAAGAGGAGCGCGAGAAAGAAGAAGCUUCUUAUUUUGCCGAAACGAGGCUUGCGACGAACUCCCAGAAGCCGUCGCGUCUCGCAGGCGCGGACCGAGUGGCAGGAAAACUGUGCGCGUCGGUGCCUUUGAAGGCAGCGAACUGCAGGCGCGCCGUCACUCGGUUGGCGGCCGAAGACCCCCAGAAGGGCAAGACGGCGAGUUCGAGCAUGCCGACGGAGACCGGAGCCAGAGAGCGCUACGCGGAAUGCACUCCCCAAAUCGAGGAGAGAGAGAAGGCGGACGCGAAAGAAGCUCCGAGGCUGGAGAGCAGGGCGACAGAAGGAACCGGGGCCGAGAGAGAGUCAGAUACACCCGAACAGCGAGAGGAAACACAGGGGGAAGGACUGAGGAACUCUCGAGGAUCGGAGGAAAAACACUCUGCGUCAGCAGGCGUCACCAGUGGAGAGAACGACGAAGACGCGAAUGGUGCAAAGUCACAAGGCGCCUCGCUACCAAGCGCCUUUCUUCUUCCGGCCUCAGACGCGCCGUCUGCCUCGCUUCUCCUUCGCCUCCAAACCCGCGCUGCGCCGGCGUCUGGCAUUGCCGUCGAGCUCUCGAUGCGGAGAGUCGCCGAGUCUGUGGCGGAAGGCCUCCUCGCGCAUCGCACGAAGGCGCAGAGAAGGCGGGAGGUCACGGAGAACCAAGCCGCUCGCGAGACAGUGUGGGCGAGAGACGUCGACGACGCAAGCGAGCGCGAGGAGGCCAGAACGCGCAUAGAAGACGCAGUGACGGAAGCUCUGGAGGCACUCCGUCAGACUUGUAUGGACCUCCUCUUCCGGUUCCGCAACGAGUUCGAACUUAAAGCGGCAACGACCCACUUGGCAGCUUCUCUGUUCCAUCGCUUCUUUUGCCAGGCUCUUCUUCCUUCUUUUCUUUUCGAACAACAGUCUUUGCCGCCGGAGACUGACCCUGUUGCCUCCCAGGUAUCUCCCCCCAAAUCUGUCUCUCUUUUCUCAGCUUCUUCGGCUGCUCUCGACAGUCCUCGUUCAGUCUCCGGCGCGACUUCUCCGUCGGCUUCUGGUGUCCUUUCCUGCCCCGUAAUGUCUCCAUCUUCCUUCUCUUCCUCUUUUUUGCCUUCUUCUUCUUCAUCUUCAUCUUCAUCAUCUUCUUCCUCCUCUUCGUCCUCCUCUUCUGCUUCGCCGUCUUCUUCCCUGUCACCUCGUCCAGGGUCUCUCGGCCUGGUGCCUCCUUCAGCUCGAGACGCCCCGGAGACGUUGCUACCUGCCGCUUCGUCUCGAGUCGGUGCGUUUUUCCUUGUUCCUCCUGGGGAGCAUCCGCUUUUCUGCGAGGUUCUCCGCUCCUGCGAAGAGCCUGGUUCCUCCUCAGAUGUCGCGCCCAGCCUCUGUGCCGCCCAGGAGGCGCCGUCACUCGCGGCGCCGCGUUUCCUGCUCUCCUGUCACGGAGUCCGUCGCAGUCUCCUCGCCGCCGCUGCAUGCGCGAAAAUUGCAGACGUUCACAACGAACGGUCUCUCGAAUACUACAAAACAACGAAUGCGCAAGACUACGCCACCAGAGUCGACGAAUGCUUCGCGACGGCCUCGAAAAAACCUUGUCUUUCUUGUCUCCUGAGUCGUCAGGAGAAGCGACGCGAAGAACACAGCACUCGCCGCAUGCAGGGAGAAAAAGAAGGAGAAGCAGAAGAAGGAGAAGCAGAAGAAGGAGAAGCAGAAGAAGGAGAAGCAGAAGGAAUUUCUGUUUCGUCUUCUUCUGGAUGUUCUGCCGCCUCCACACUCCCCCUUUCGUCUUUCUCUUCUCGUCGUUCUUCCGCUCGCGACGAGGCGGCACCUUGUUGUGCGUGGGCAACGCGACUCUCCGCUUCGAGCCUCGUUUCUCUGGAAAAAGAAAUUCUGCAGAAACUGUCUUUUCGCCUCUGUCGUCCUACAACCGUCUGGUGCGCCGCGCUGCUCUGGGAUGUGACUCAGCUGUCUGUACACUCGGCGCGGCAGCGAAGAGCGCUCAGCCGCGUCGCGCUCGCAGAGCCCCGAACCAGCGCAGCAAGGCCUCUGUCUAGGCGCCCUGUCACUGAUUCCUCUCCAGUGGAUUCUCCUUCGUAUAUGCUCCCUCAGAAGCGGCUUUGGUCGGGAAGAGACAGGACCGAGGAACGCAGCCGAAGAACCAGCCGGGAGCCUGUGCGUAGAAAUGGCAGAGAAAACGAGGAAGAAGAGACCACAGCUCGCCGCAGCCGAGAUGUGACUUUCGCGGCGGCGAGAGCGACGGCGCUGGAGGAAGGAGCCGUGCGGGGACGGCCUUCUUUGUCUCCCCAGAGGCGGAAGACGAGGAAGGCUGCAUCUCGCGCUCUCCCCAACAGCUCAUCUAAAGAAGCCGACCUUCGCGCGACAGCGACACAAUCGGCAGAGAAGAGAGGAAACCGAGGAAACGCUGCAGCAACUGUGGAGGAGAAACGAGGCGGUGGACAGCAAAGAGAAGACGGCAAGAGAGCCGCCAAGGUUCUGGAAGGAAGGUCGACCAACAGUCACGAUAAGCGCUCACGCAGAUCGACGUUCUGCGCCCUCAACCGGAGACUCGGCAGCCGCGAAGGAACGGCUUUGUCUGAGACUUUGUUCAGUGCCUCGAAUCCCUCCGAUGAUGGGAUCUAUUCGAGGAGCAGCUCGAGUUCUUGUUCGAAUUCCUCGUCUUCCUCUUCGUUUCCUUCUUCUUCUUUCCUCUGUGCUUCUUCCUUCUCCCCGGAGUCCGUCGCUUCUGUGCGUGCUGCCGCUCCUGUGGAUCGGGCGCCAGAAAGCCUCUUUGCUUCUCGUCGGUUUCCACCGCAUCCGAUGGACCUCUGUUGCUCUGCCGGCGUCUUCUCGCUGCCUCUCCCUUCGCCCCGGCGCCUAAAGCAGUGCCAACGCUUCUGUUCUCUCCUCGCAGAUCUGUCGCUCUACGACCUGCGUUUGGUCAGUGCGCCGCCUCUGCUGCUGGCCCAGCUUCUGCAUUUGCGGUCGCUCUUCACUUUUUUUCCUGAGCUUCUUUCUCCUCUCGCCUCCCUCGCAGAGCACGCAGGCCAGUCCGGAGCACCCGGCGCUCUGCGCGCGGCGUGGACGGCCUUGCGCGAAGGCGAGACCUCUGGAGAUCCCAACGAAUCACGAAGGCGGAUGCGGAGGGAGAGAGGUCGCGUUGCUCCCGCGAAAGAGCGAACUCAGUCGCAGGGAGGAAUGUUUCCGGGUGCCUUCGAUGCACCCGCGUCUCCUGCUGCCUCGUCUGCCUUCCCCGCUACCUUUUCAGCUGCUGCCUGUUCUUCUUCUGUUGCUUCUUCGGCCAUUUUGGCUUCUCUGGAGAGCGUCUGUGGGCCGCUGCUUUCUCCCGGCGUUCGACGGCAGCUGUGCGUCGGGCCGCGGCAUCCCUGGGAAGUUCUUCGACUCGCAGAAGCUGCUGGCGCGUUGGAGACGCAUACGCGAGCCUCGCAGGAGUUGCGCCGCGCGCCGCUGCUCUUCCCCGCGCAUGCAGCUGCAGCUGCGGGGCCGUCCGGCGCCCUCGCCUUCCUCCGCUUCGCCGCGCUGCUGCACGAGAGGCGCAUCCGUCAGCUCGAGGAACGGGAGGAGGACGACAGCCGACGCAGAGGCAGGAACGAAGGAGAAAAACGGAGGCGACCAGGAAACGCGCGCCGAGACAUCCGAAGCGAAGAAGGAGAAGAAGGCGAGGGACGAGAGGGAGAGGGGGAAGGAAACGAAACGCAGAGAGAGAGAGAGGGAGAAGGAGAAGAAGGAGAGGGAGAAAGAGAAGGAGAAGAAAGAGGAGAAAAGACGUAUGGUGAAGGGAGGAGGAAGGAUGUAGGGGAACCGGAGCCGCGGGAUCACAUCUCAGAGCCACAGCAGGAAGAGCAUCGAGAAACCGCGCUACGGCAUCACUUAGCGGGGCACUGUUCCUCGCGACUGGAAGAGCUGGAAGAGCAAGAGGGAGACGGCGCUGGCGAGGAAAAAAGAACGCAUCGUCAGAGAGGGUGGGUGACAGAAAGAGGAGACGCAUGCGCUGUCGCGCUGGAGGAGAAGGAACGCCGCGCGCCACUGAGAAGAAGCGAAGUCCGUCCAGAGUCGAGACGCGCAUCUGGCGCGACUGUGCAAGGCUCCACCACACAGCGGGGUGCUGACAAAGACGCAGAAGGACUUUCCAGCUUUGCUGAGACAUCCUUUGAACAAACGCGAGAUCAAAACAGAUUGGAAAAAAGGAGGCCAGGAAACGCCAGCCAAGGACAACUGGAGAGACAAGGAAGGCGAAAGCUGCGCAGACUGCCGCCAGCAGCCUUGGCUCUUCUCCUUCCAGACGACGAGAGUGUGGAUGCGCUGCUCAGGAUGACGAGCGAGUGAGGAGAUACAUUUGAUAACAAAGCGCAUGCCGAUCUGCUGAAACGACAAAUCAAAGACGGAGAGACUGGUCCACAUCCCUCGUCUCGGACAUAUACAGCAAAGCUCAACUGUUCUUUCUCCUUCCUGCCUGUUGCCGCCUUCUCUCUCUUUGAGUUUGCGUUUUCACCUAGUUUAUCAUUUUUCUUUGAAGUCCUCGUUCUCUGUCUCGCUCUUCGCUUUCUCCGCCUGUGUUCGUCUCUCCCCGUUGACUUUUUUUGUCGUUUCCUCUCCUCUCGCCGCCAGUCGGCUUCUUCUCUGCGGAGAGAACUGUGGGACCCAGAGAUCCAUGAAAAAGGAAGAGCGGUCUUCCACGCACAGUUUCCCUCCUAACUGGAAGCUUUGAGUCGCUUCGGAAAGACCGCGACUCGUGGAGACAUUUGAAGCGACCCGUCCGACUAAUGACUCGAAUCGCGACAUACUCUCUGGAGACGACAAUGAGAGCCAAAAACGAUUGACGCGCGAGAUUGAAUUUCAGCUUCUUGUUCAUUGGAAGCAGUCUCCACGGGUAACGAAGGCGCGGAACACCACGCUCCAGCGAGAAUCAACGCAGUGUACGUUGGCGCAAGAACGGCAAAGCAAGACGACCGUUUCCGCCUGCUGGGAGCUUCCAGUUCUUCCAAAAAGAGAGGUCGAACAGACGAAAUCUCAGCAGAAAUCCCCUCGAAAAAAGCGAGACGCAACGCCGCAAGAGGGACAGCACGAAACGGACAAAGAGAAAGAACAUGACAGAGAAAAACCAGAUAAACGUAGAUGUAUAUUGCCGGAGUCUUGAAUACAGACUUGUUUAGAAGAAACCGCUUUCCUUCUUUUCCAUAGGCACCUCAGUUUCGUCAAUCUCUCACGUCCCUGCU
Toxoplasma gondii ME49 is the source of this 11275-nucleotide messenger RNA. RefSeq names its product cyclin-dependent kinase. Gene Ontology annotation, biological process: protein phosphorylation; intracellular signal transduction. NCBI's taxonomy places the organism in Eukaryota, Apicomplexa, Conoidasida, Eucoccidiorida, Sarcocystidae. Gene Ontology annotation, cellular component: cytoplasm; nucleus. Gene Ontology annotation, molecular function: ATP binding; MAP kinase activity. The record is from RefSeq and is a predicted model, not a curated record. The coding region runs from base 3408 to 10385 and encodes 2325 amino acids. The transcript has 10 exons.